Messenger RNA from Heterobasidion irregulare TC 32-1, 822 nucleotides. RefSeq lists its product as uncharacterized. NCBI's taxonomy places the organism in Eukaryota, Fungi, Basidiomycota, Agaricomycetes, Russulales, Bondarzewiaceae. Gene Ontology annotation, molecular function: protein heterodimerization activity; chromatin DNA binding. The record is from RefSeq and is a predicted model, not a curated record. The coding region runs from base 1 to 822 and encodes 273 amino acids. The transcript has 5 exons. Gene Ontology annotation, cellular component: epsilon DNA polymerase complex; CHRAC. Gene Ontology annotation, biological process: leading strand elongation; DNA damage response; heterochromatin formation.
AUGCCGAGGAAAGAGUCGUCGAAUGUUCCAGCGUCAGCGCAAGCUCAGCAAGAGGCUGUCUCUGAGGGCAUCGAGAACUUCGAGCUCCCUCGCGCACUAGUCACGAAAAUCGCAAAGUCGGCGAUCCCAGAAAACACGAAGCUGCAGAAAGACACCGUCCUCUCGCUGGUGAAGGGCUCAACAGUUUUCAUCAACUAUCUUGCUGCAACCGCGCAUGAUGUCGCCCACUCCAAACAGCACAAAAGCAUAUCGGCCUCUGAUGUCCUCAAAGCAUUGGAGAUAAUUGAGUUUGCUGACCUCGUCCCGCCGUUGCAGGCUGAGCUUCAAUUGUAUCGCGACAACUUGAAAGGGAAGAAAGGAAACGCAGGCACUGCAUCCGCACCCGCCACUAUCUCUAUUCCUCCAUUCGUGCCUAAUGGUGGCUCGGUCGUGAGCAAGGCUAGACCAACAGCACGCAAAGGAAAAGAACGUGCUGAAACUGUAGUAGAGGAUACUAGGAUACCUUCAGGAGCCGCAUCGAUCAGCGCGCCGCCAGCCAUGGAAUACGAGGACGCCAAUGGCACAAGUCAACCACCUUUUACCGUGCCCUACACACGCAUAUUGACACUGUCUUCGCCAACGGACCAAGAGAUGCCUGAAACCGAGGCGCUUGCGGCCGGAGUUGGCGAAGAAGAAGCGGAGGUAGACUACAAUACCGAAGACGAAGAAAAUGAUAUUAUUGAUGGGGACGACGAGGAUGACGCAGGAGAAGAAGAUUUGGUAGAUGAAGACAUCGAGAUGGAUCGAUUAGAGGAUGACCCCGUGAACGAUGUGAAUGAAUAG